AUGAGCAAAGAAGAGUCCGACCAUCACAUGGAAAAGAGUUUGAAUAAUGAUGCUAAAACGACGAAUAUCACAUCAUCAUCCUCCAUGAUGGUAGUGGAUGAUUCUUUAGAAACCUUACCUAUUAGGAGUGCAAGAAAAAUUGUACAAUACAUCAAUGAGCAAUUGGAAAAGAAUUCCGAAAUACCGCUACCAAAGAAGAAGGCUAUUCAAUCAGUCAUUACCGAAGAACGAGUAUUAAAAGAACUCGAACACAUACUUGGAAAGGAAUACAUUAAACUUUCAAAUGAUGUCAUUCAUCUAGGAAAUCAACUUGGAAUCAAUCGGAAAAUGGAUCUUGAGUAUAGUGAUCGGCCCGAACCUAUUGUUCUGACCACUCGAGUGAAAAGUAUUUACGGAGGAGAAAAUUUAAAUAGAGAAAGAUCAAUGAACAAACCAAAAACAAAAAGAUUUGAUCAAUCAAAAUAUGAACAUUCCUACAAGUUAAGUCGACAGCAAGAAUUGAACAAGUUAUUAAUGCAGAACUCUAAAAUUGAACGAAUUGACAAACAUGAUAUUGAGGAAAAUGAACCCAUUCGAUUAAUUUACGAAGAGGAGAAGCCUUCUGAGAAGGAGAUUGAAGCAUACCGAGGAGACAAAAAUGAAGAAUUGACAGAUGAAGAAAGAGCUUUACAACAGGCUGUCAGUUACAUGAACAAAUUCAAAGAUUAUUUCAAAUAUAUUCAUAAUAUUAAGUUUUUGAAAUUUAUUCCAAGCAAAGCAGCACGAGCAAUGAUUAUUGAAAAUUUUGAAAAGUAUCUUAUGGAUGCCAAGUACUACAUACACUUUUAUCACAAAUAUUCAUAUUUCUGGGCUCCAGAAUCGACUCGAUCCGUCGAACCAUACAGAGGAUUAUACGUUCCCUUGGAUAAACGAAAAGAAGAAGAUACCUAUCAUUUCAACACGCCUGUAAGCAAAUACGAACCUCUACGUACCAUGAUUUAUCAAGAUUUUCAUGAUCGAGUGAGAAAUGGUCUGCCUCCUUCUCUCGAUCUCGAUGCAAAACUUCCCAGCUUGGCCAUGCACUAUGCAAGAACUACGUUUGUGCCUCCCAUGACAUUGGAUGAAAUGGAGAGGCUCUUCUAUCCUCUCAAUGAUGCGUCUGCCAUUCGAAAACAACAACAUGAAAUUCCAAAAUUUGAACCAAAACGUCCAACAUCGAGGGUCGGAUUUCUUAAUCGGUUUCAACACAAGUAUUUCACACGAAAACAUUUACUACAGAGACAUACCUACAGUAAUAACGCUUCAUUGAAAAAUAAGAACAUAUUUGUGAGUUAUGAUUCCUAUUCUGAAAUGCUAUCAAAUGUCAAUGGAGAAGAUUUUUUAGACAAGCUUUCAAGGUUGAUACUUGUUUUAGGAAAAUCUUUCAAACCAUUUCCAGACUAUUUUCAUGCAGUUGGUAUUUUUCACACCUAUUCAAACAGUUCAAAUAUUUCCAUGGAAUUGAUCAUGCUUCUUUGUGCAUGUUUGUAUAUGGGAGUACCUUUUAUUUCUCCGUUUACAAAAGUGAAAAAUAUUGAGAACACACUCGAUGAUAUUUCAAAUUAUUGUGAAAUACCACUUGUCAUGUCUUCUGAUCAUCGAAUAGUGUCUCAAAUGAUGGGCAUGACCCACUCCAAAGUGAAGCAUGUCUUAUAUUAUGGUCAUGAUGAAUCUUCAACCGAGGAGAUCAUUCAUCGAGGAGAAUUAGUCACCCAAGAUCCCAUCUCUCAUAUUUUGCAACCCACCAAAAUACAUGACCACAGGAUUACUAGUAGCAAUCAACUUCCAACAACAAGUUGGGAAUAUGUUCCAAAGAGUGUGGACACAUCUCUACAAUUACAUCACUUCAAAUCUCUGCUCGCUGGAACUGUAGGUAUUCAUUCCAGUCAACUCGAACAAGCUAGAGAGGAUGCUCUCAAUCGGUUUAGACAAUGGCAGGCUAACACCCAUUCCAAUGAGAAUAUUUUAUUCAUGACAGCAUCCAAUCAUAUGAAUGGAAGGGAAGAAAAAUUAUGCAUGACCAAUACAAUAUUUGAGAAGAUUUUGGAUUCCCUUUCUGCAACCAUGCAUGAAAUGAUUUCUAAAGUGUUGAUGGAUUCAAAAGAAAUGUUCAAGUAUCAAAGAGUUCAAGUUUUAAUCAUAUCCAAUGGGUUUAGUUACAUGACGCCAUUGUUAAUGGCAUUUUGCUUUGAACAUUCACUUUCAUUCUCAUUUGUGCCGAACAAUGUGGACGAAUCAAAAUUGGUGAAAAUAUUGAACGAAUUGAAACCUAAUAUUAUUGUCACGGAUACUCACACGACAAAUGUAGUUAUUUCGCGAUUAUUAUUAGCCAGUACGGAUCAUCAUCAUAACCACAUCAAUGGUCAAGAACAUCAUAACCCUCUCCUUGAGUCGACGCAUUUAUCAGAGUUGAUGAGUAGUGUUGAAUAUCGAGGUUUAAUCACAGAUUGGACAACAUCCAACAUAUUCAAAAACAUCAAAAAGUCAUUCUCUUCGAGCAGCUACUCCAAUAAGGAAAAUGAUUUUAAACACAAUUUAUUGGGAUUGAUUUCCAUUGGAGAAGUGAUUUGUGAGGAAGCUGCACGUACGAUUCUGAGCUACUUACCUUUUUGUUACCAAAUUGUGAACUCGGACUCGUUAAUCGCUCCGCUCGUAGUGAGAGAUUUGAGAUUAGUUUAUGGACAAGAACAAAAUUAUAGUUUUCAAAUUUUAAGCCCGUGGAAAUUUGUGAAUAUGAAUGGAGAAGCAAGAAUAAUUGUGAAAGGUCCGAUUGUUCCCAAAGUGGAUCCUCUUUCCAGUGUUGAAAAUCGAAAGGAAGAAUUUAUUCUACAAGAUUUGCAAGAUAUUGUGUUUGACACGUCAAAAAUGACAAAUCCAGAAGCGAAGGGAGAAUUGAUUGAAAAAUUCGCCAAAACUACAAUGCCAGAUGACAUUCGACAAUCACUGACCAAGUGUCUUCAUUUAAAAGAAGAAUUUGAUUUUUACAAUCAAGUUCUUUCAUUUGUUGAGAAGAGAGAAAGAACGGAGCAUGUCAUUAAUUUGGCAUUCUUUGACAAUUGUUUGUACUCGGCUUUGUUGGAUGAAUUAGAGACGUUGGCUCCUUUACGUGACAUUCAUCAAGCUGAGUUAGAAGAGGUGGUCAAGUUUUUACAAUUGAGAAUUGAACUCACUGCUCAAUGUGUCCAAUUUCAGUUGCUUGAUUUUCGAUUUAGAUUUUCACAAGCCCUCAAAAACAAUCAGAUCACUUUUCAUUUCAAAGAAAAGCCAUUGCCUAUACUCUAUACGAACAAGUACAGAAAAAUAGAUUCAGAUCUAAAAUGGGUUCACAAUGCAUUUGCUAAACGAGUGUACAUAUUUCAAGAGAAUGGAUUCAUAGUGAACUUGGAUUUACUGGAAUCUCUUUUUGAAUACUAUUUGUGGCCUUCAGUGACACGAUGCUUUAUGAUGGCAAUUGCAGAGAGUAAUUUAUUAUCCAUGAUUGUUUUUGGGAAAAUCAGACAGCAAAUUGAUAGAAAGUUAUUUCAGCAGAUUACUAAUAACGUUCAAAUGCAAUACGAGAAAUGUUUAUUUUUGGGAGAAGUCGAAAAGAAAAAUUCAACCAAAUGGUAUUCUUCCUUGUUCCACCUUCAAAGAAACACUUCGCAAAAAGAAUAUGUUGAAUUAUUGCAAACUGUGGUACCAAGUUUUGAUAAGUUGAAAGAGUAA
This is a messenger RNA of Naegleria fowleri, 3723 nucleotides long. RefSeq lists its product as uncharacterized. NCBI's taxonomy places the organism in Eukaryota, Heterolobosea, Eutetramitea, Acrasida, Naegleriidae. The coding region runs from base 1 to 3723 and encodes 1240 amino acids. The transcript is spliced from 5 exons. The record is from RefSeq and is a predicted model, not a curated record.